Moneuplotes crassus is the source of this 1530-nucleotide messenger RNA. Lineage: Eukaryota; Ciliophora; Spirotrichea; Euplotida; Euplotidae. The record is from the annotation of a GenBank genome assembly.
AUAUAUCCCAAUAUGGCAACCCUUGCUGCUGAUAAAGAAGCGAUAAAAUUUGUAGAGGCUCUUUCCAACAAAAAGAUUAAAGAGAAGUAUAAGAUAAUUGAUGAAUUCACACAGUUUAUCUUCCCUGAGGGGCAUAAGCCAACAAAGUUUAGUAAAGAAAUACUCUCAACUCUUCUUGAUGGAGAUUAUGACAGAAAGCUAAUCGGAUUGUGUCAAAUAUGAUGAGGCAAAAGGAAGGUAUCAAAGAAGCUCAAGAGAUCUUCAAUAGCUGCAAUGAACCUAGUGCAUAAGUUACUGUUUGACCAUUCAAUGUCCAGAACUGUCAAGGUGUUCUUUAAAAGUCUUGAUCCUGAUGUUUAUCUCUCUAUGAAUCUUGGAAAGCAUUUCCUUGGGAGUCACAAUAGUAAGGAUGACAAUAAGGCUCUGGAUAUUAUCAAAUUUAUUAAAGCCGAAAGGCCUCGACUAACAAUUGAUGAGAUUGUAAUGAAAGAAAAAGCAUACAAAUAAGUUAGAAAUGAUUUUGAGCAAUUUUGAGCACGAUCCAGAAGAGCAAAAGAAGUAUUUAAUUGACCAAGUUGAAGAAACCCAACCUGAACAAACUAUUCUAGAACCAACAGAGGACAUACAAGUAGAAGAUGAUAUCCGAGAUGAUGGCGAAUAUCUCAAAGAACCUACAACAUGGGCUGAAGUAAACGAAGACGACGAUUUACUUGACAUUAACCAACAAGAUCUUCCUUCUCUGGCUACCUACAACCCCAAAGUCUCUGCUCCAUCUCAAUCACUCUCUAUCCUCGAAGACUUCACUCACAACUUCAAAUCAAAAUCCAACCAUGAUAAAUUUUCAUGUGCUUCGACUCUGGUUGAAAAAUCUGUGAAAUCCUACUUGAAUCACGAAUACAUCGGGUCAGACAAAGCCUUCUCUACAAAGUCGAGUAGACCGUUCAUCAAGGCGAUGAAUGUCUUGGAAGACGUUUACAAGGAACUUUUUCACACUAGAUCCUACGGAGCCGUCGAAUCUGUGGCCAAGGAGACCCUUGACCAAGAUUUGAAAGAGAUUUCAACUCUUCAAGCCAAAAUCGAUGUUUAUGUGAAACCUCUUAAGCAAAAGCUUAAGGAUCUGAAUAUAUAGCUCAGCGUGCAGAAGAGGCUUUGAGUCUUGAACAAAGCUCAUUGUUCUACAUGGAUGAAGACUUGGUAGACCCAGCCGGCAACAAGGUUAAAACUAUCGGCAAUGUGAACAAAGCUAUCAAUGAGAUAAAAUAUAAGAUUGAAAAUAGUAAUCUGGAGUACAAAGAUUCAGACUCAUCGGCAUACUAUAAAAGCUUAGUUGAUCUCUACUCCUUCCUUCACAAUGAAGAUAGGGAUGUCGGAGCAGAGAUGGCUACAGAUACUAUGAUUGAUUCCUUACAGAAAAGAGUCCUCUCAUCAUUUGAUAAACUUGAUUUUGAGUAAGAGAUUUAGUAAACAAAAGUUGGGCAAGAGGAAAGUCACAGUUAAGGAGUUAGCUGCCUGAUAAAGGUACUCUAACGU